Messenger RNA from Lotus japonicus, 841 nucleotides. RefSeq lists its product as uncharacterized. NCBI's taxonomy places the organism in Eukaryota, Viridiplantae, Streptophyta, Magnoliopsida, Fabales, Fabaceae. The record is from RefSeq and is a predicted model, not a curated record. The transcript has 3 exons. The coding region runs from base 54 to 491 and encodes 145 amino acids.
AAAGAGAUAGUUAUGCGUGGGGGGCAGCUGCCAUUGCGAAACUCAAGGAAUCGAUGAGCAACAUAAAGAAAUCUGUGCGUGAUAAUGAUAAAUAUUCAAGUAUUUAUGGUUUCUCUUUGGCUCUAUCGGUAUUUGCCUUAGAGCGUUUUCCAUUCAUCCGCGUUGAAUAUGCCCCAGUAUCGGACUAUCCCUUAUUUUUCAGGUGGAUGAAGAUAGUGUAUAAACCAUUCAAGCAAACUCAAACCGUUAAGGGGGUGAAAGCGUUUCUAGAUAGGUUUAGAGGAUUGAGGAAAGAAGAUGUCACUUGGCAACCAUAUAUAGAUAGACCAGCACAAUGUCAUACCUAUCAGCUAGACAUGAUUUAUGCAUAUGUGCCAUGCAUACAUUUUGCUGACAUAGCUUUAAAUCGGGCUGAUUUGUGUUAUGAACAACUGGGAUUGAGGAUGGAGGACCUUCGUAUGCCUUUGCCUACCAUAGAAAAAAGGAGAUAAUCUCUCAUAGCAAGCACAGAAAUGUCGAUUGGAGAGUGCACAAGGAAAAAUAUGGAUACCGGGAGUACAAUAAAAUAUGGACGGACCGGAACUCAUAUUUAGUGAUUCCACAGCAAGCCUCUCCUUCUCCCCAGCAAAGCUCUUCUCACCAUUCUCAAGGCAAUGAGGUGAGUGGUAUUUAUUUAUUUAUUUUUCUUAUUCUGAUUUGGUUAUUUAUUUAUUUAUUUAUUUUUAUUAUUCUGAUUCUGAUUAAACCUAACCGACUGAAUUUCUAUUUAUGAUUGGCAGGAUGAAGACCGGCAAAGCUCUCGUCGCCAUCCAACUCCAACUCAAACUCCAACUCGAGUGCA